CACACCCGUGCAUCACCAGUCACUGACAGUGCGAAGACGUUAAAGAAGCCAGUGUCAGUUACCAUGAGCCACAGGAAAGAUAACCAAUCAUACCUCACAACAUUUGAUGUUGUUGUCCUCGGCACAGGCGCAGUGGCUAUCUUUGUUUACAUUGUUUGGAGAUGCAGGAAACGCAUCAUAGAGGCUCUAGCAGAUGCGGUUCAGUUGCUGAACAACUCUGGCGAAGAACUAACGGAGGCGACGCAUUUAAUGUCCUCGAAGCUAAAAAGCCAAAUGAACAACACCAACCAAGGAAACCCACCCAGAACAUCCACCAUGGGUCAAAGAAACCCACCCAGAACAUCCACCAUGGGUCAAGGAAACCCACCCAGAACACUCACCAUGGGCCAAGGGAGCCCACCAAGAACACACACCAGAAGUCAAAGGAAUGUAUUGAGAACGUAUAUCAAUGGCCGCUGGAGUCCACCGAAAAUCCAGACUAGAGGCGCAAGACAUCCCCCAAGACCCCACUCAAUGGGCCAAAGGAGCGCCUUCAAAACCCACACCAUAUCAGUUGUUGUUGAAAACGUAAACGUGAAGCGUGAAGACAGCGCAGUGACUAUUGUGGAGGAAAAUGUGAUGCACCAUAAAUGUGAAUACGAGAGGUCCUCGCGGCCAGUCUGCUCCUCUACCUCACACCAGGAAGACGCUGCCAUUAUUGUCGAAGAACUUUUGGAAUAA
Messenger RNA from Cherax quadricarinatus, 720 nucleotides. NCBI's taxonomy places the organism in Eukaryota, Metazoa, Arthropoda, Malacostraca, Decapoda, Parastacidae. The record is from RefSeq and is a predicted model, not a curated record.